Messenger RNA from Calliphora vicina (urban bluebottle blowfly), 6073 nucleotides. It is a transcript of the gene cac, whose product is annotated as cacophony. Lineage: Eukaryota; Metazoa; Arthropoda; Insecta; Diptera; Calliphoridae. Gene Ontology annotation, cellular component: voltage-gated calcium channel complex; membrane. The transcript is spliced from 33 exons. Gene Ontology annotation, molecular function: high voltage-gated calcium channel activity; calcium ion binding. Bases 1 to 6072 code for a protein of 2023 amino acids. The record is from RefSeq and is a predicted model, not a curated record. Gene Ontology annotation, biological process: chemical synaptic transmission; calcium ion import across plasma membrane.
AUGUUGGGCGGUGUAGCAGGUCGCCACAUGUCGAAUCGUCGACGUGGCUCAUCACCAAUGGUGCGCUUGAGCGGCACCGUUCUAAAUGCUGGCAGUAUAGAUGGCAGCAUUGGUGGUGAGGGUAGUGGAGGUAUGAAUUCACCAUAUAUACCGAAAAUUCCACCCAGACGUCGACGUGCCGUUACCACAAGUGAUCACAAGAGUUGUGCUCUUAUACAAACUAGACUGAAAUUGGGUGAUAUCAUGUUGGCAGCGGCUCAGGAAGCGGCGCUAGCAGGGCAUCAACAGGGCUCCACAAGCGGGGGGCACUCGGGUCGAAGGGGAGCCCAUCGCUUAGCUGAUAGAAUGGGUGGCCCAAAGAAAGAGGAAACACCACCUGGUGGUGGUCCCACAUCAUUAUUUAUCCUCACCGAGGAUAAUCCAAUUAGAAAAUACACACGUUUCAUAAUAGAAUGGCCGCCCUUCGAGUACACUGUGUUAUUGACAAUCAUUGCCAACUGUGUUGUGUUGGCAUUAGAAGAACAUUUGCCUGAGUGUGAUAAAACAGUAUUGGCCCAAAAGCUGGAAAAAACGGAGACCUAUUUUUUAUGCAUUUUCUGUGUAGAAGCAUCGCUCAAGAUCCUUGCCUUAGGUCUAGUUUUGCAUAAACACUCCUACCUCAGGAAUAUUUGGAACAUCAUGGAUUUCUUCGUAGUAGUAACGGGAUUCAUGACACAAUUCCCACAAUUAGGGCCCGAAGUAGAUCUAAGAACUCUUAGGGCCAUACGUGUGCUAAGGCCCUUAAAAUUAGUCUCUGGAAUUCCUAGUUUACAAGUAGUUUUAAAGUCCAUUAUAAAAGCAAUGGCACCGUUACUGCAAAUUGGUCUGUUGGUGUUGUUUGCGAUCGUUAUAUUUGCCAUCAUUGGACUCGAGUUCUAUUCGGGUGCUUUACAUAAGACUUGUUAUAGUUUAGAAGAUCCAAAUAAGCCUGUGAAAGAAGGUGAAUCAGAAACACCGUGUAAUACGGAUAAUGACACAGAAAAAGCCGGUGGUUCAUUUGUAUGUAAUUAUACGACGAGUAUGUGUUUGGAAAAAUGGGAUGGACCAAAUUCUGGCAUAACUAGUUUUGACAAUAUCGGUUUUGCCAUGUUGACUGUAUUCCAAUGUAUCACUAUGGAAGGCUGGACAGCAAUACUGUAUUGGACCAACGACGCUUUAGGUUCACAAUUUAAUUGGAUAUAUUUUGUGCCUCUUAUAGUUAUAGGCUCAUUUUUUAUGCUCAACUUAGUUCUUGGUGUUCUUAGUGGUGAAUUUUCUAAUGAACGUAAUCGCGUUGAACGUCGUAUGGAAUUUCAAAAAUGUCGUUUUCGUGCUAUGUUUCAAACAGCCAUGGUAUCAUAUCUUGAUUGGAUAACACAAGCAGAGGAAGUGAUAUUAGCCGAAGAGCGUACAACGGAAGAGGAAAGAAUGCACAUUAUGGAGGCACGACGUCGUAAUGCUGCCAAAAGAAAAAAACUGAAAAGUCUGGGUAAAUCCAAGUCCACAGAUACCGAAGAGGAGGAGGGCGAAGAGGACUAUGGCGAUGAUGGUUAUUUGAAAACUCGUUCAAAACCUCAAGGAAGUUGUACGGGUUUCUGGCGCAAAGAGAAAAGUUUUCGCUAUUGGAUCCGUAAGACGGUGAAGAAACAAUGGUUCUAUUGGUUUGUCAUUGUGCUGGUGUUUCUGAAUACCGUGUGUGUGGCGGUGGAACAUUAUGGUCAACCCAAAUAUCUAUCAGAUUUUUUAUACUAUGCUGAAUAUGUAUUUUUGGGUCUUUUCAUGUCUGAAAUGUUUAUAAAAAUGUAUGCAAUGAGUCCAAGGAUUUAUUUCGAAUCAUCGUUUAAUCGUUUCGAUUGUGUCGUCAUUAGUGGUUCGAUAUUCGAAGUUAUAUGGUCUGAAGUUAAGGGUGGCUCAUUCGGUUUAUCCGUUUUGAGAGCUUUACGUUUGCUGCGUAUAUUUAAAGUGACCAAAUAUUGGUCGUCGUUGCGAAAUCUUGUGAUUUCGUUAUUGAACUCGAUGAGAUCCAUCAUUUCAUUGUUGUUCCUGCUCUUCUUGUUCAUACUGAUAUUUGCCCUACUUGGCAUGCAAUUAUUUGGUGGGCAAUUUAAUUUUAGUAGCGGUACCCCCGAAACAAAUUUCAACACAUUCCCUAUAGCCUUAUUGACUGUCUUUCAAAUUCUAACCGGUGAAGAUUGGAAUGAAGUUAUGUAUCAGGGUAUUAUAUCACAAGGUGGCGCUAAAAGAGGAAUGAUUUACUCUGUUUACUUUAUCGUUUUGGUACUCUUCGGUAAUUAUACAUUGCUAAACGUGUUCUUGGCUAUCGCCGUCGAUAAUUUGGCAAAUGCUCAAGAAUUAACUGCUGCCGAAGAGGAACAAGUCGAAGAAGAUAAAGAGAAACAAUUACAAGAAUUAGAAAAAGAAAUGGAAGCGCUACAAGGUGAUGGUGUCCAUGUGGAAAAUGGCGGUGAUGGUACCACCACAACCGUCAAGAAAAGCAAAAAGAAAGAAGACGAAAAGAAAGAAGACGACGAAGUUACGGAGGGUCCAAAACCAAUGUUGCCAUACUCAUCAAUGUUUAUAUUAUCACCAACAAAUCCCAUACGUCGCGGCGCCCAUUGGGUUGUUAAUUUACGUUACUUUGAUUUUUUCAUUAUGGUCGUCAUCUCAUUGUCAUCGAUAGCGUUAGCGGCCGAAGAUCCCGUUCGUGAGAAUUCACCACGAAAUAAAAUUUUAAAUUAUUUCGAUUAUGCAUUUACCGGCGUAUUCACAAUAGAAAUGUUACUGAAAAUUGUAGAUUUAGGUGUUAUAUUACAUCCUGGCAGCUAUUUAAGAGAAUUCUGGAAUAUUAUGGAUGCUGUGGUCGUUAUAUGCGCUGCUGUUAGUUUUGGUUUCGAUAUGAGCGGUAGCAGUGCUGGACAAAAUUUAUCAACAAUCAAAUCGUUGCGUGUCCUACGUGUCCUGCGACCAUUAAAAACAAUCAAACGUGUACCCAAAUUGAAAGCCGUCUUCGAUUGUGUAGUAAAUUCAUUGAAAAAUGUUGUUAACAUUCUAAUCGUGUACAUAUUAUUUCAAUUUAUAUUUUCUGUCAUUGGUGUACAAUUAUUCAAUGGGAAAUUUUUUUAUUGUACGGACGAAAGUAAACAUACUGCCGAAGAGUGCCAGGGUUCAUAUUUUAAAUAUGAAGAAGGUGAACUGCUGCCCAGACCAGAGUUACGCAUUUGGAAACCCCGAAGUUUUCACUAUGACAAUGUGGCAGCGGCGAUGUUAACACUAUUUGCAGUGCAAACAGGCGAAGGAUGGCCACAAGUACUGCAACACUCCAUGGCUGCCACUUAUGAAGAUAGGGGUCCAAUACAAAAUUUCCGGAUCGAAAUGUCCAUAUUUUAUAUCGUAUAUUUUAUUGUAUUUCCAUUCUUCUUUGUAAACAUAUUCGUGGCCUUGAUUAUCAUUACAUUCCAAGAACAAGGCGAAGCUGAAUUACAAGACGGUGAAAUUGAUAAGAAUCAGAAAUCAUGUAUAGACUUUACAAUAGGAGCACGACCAUUAGAACGUUACAUGCCCAAAAAUCGUAAUACAUUUAAAUAUAAAGUGUGGCGUAUUGUCGUAUCGACACCAUUCGAAUAUUUUAUAAUGAUGCUAAUUGUGUUCAAUACCUUAUUAUUAAUGAUGAAGUACCAUAAUCAAGGUGAGAUGUAUGAGAAAUCACUGAAGUAUAUCAACAUGGGAUUCACAGGAAUGUUCAGUGUUGAAACUGUGCUGAAAAUAAUUGGAUUUGGUGUAAAGAAUUUCUUUAAAGAUCCCUGGAAUAUCUUUGAUUUAAUCACUGUGUUGGGCAGUAUAGUGGAUGCCUUAUGGAUGGAAUUUGGGCACGAUUCGAACUCAAUCAACGUUGGCUUCCUGCGUUUAUUUCGUGCGGCGCGUUUAAUUAAAUUACUGCGUCAAGGAUACACGAUACGUAUUCUGCUGUGGACAUUUGUACAAUCAUUUAAAGCACUUCCAUAUGUCUGUCUACUGAUAGCCAUGCUAUUUUUUAUCUAUGCCAUUAUUGGCAUGCAGGUAUUUGGAAAUAUCAAACUAGGUACAGUGGAAAAUUCCAUUACUAGGCACAACAACUUCCAAUCAUUUAUACAAGGUGUCAUGCUCCUAUUCAGAUGUGCAACGGGCGAGGCGUGGCCGAACAUUAUGCUGGCGUGCCUUAAGGGGAGGCCAUGCGAUGACGAAGCCGAAAAGGGCGAUGAGACAUGUGGCUCCACAUUGGCCUAUGCCUAUUUUGUAUCAUUUAUAUUCUUUUGUUCAUUUCUAAUGUUGAAUUUAUUCGUGGCUGUUAUUAUGGAUAAUUUUGAUUAUUUAACAAGAGAUUCCAGUAUAUUGGGGGCGCAUCAUUUAGAUGAAUUUGUACGGAUAUGGGCUGAAUAUGAUCCAAAUGCGACUGGCCGAAUCCAUUAUACGGAAAUGUAUGAUAUGUUAAAAAAUAUGGAUCCUCCGUUGGGGUUCGGUAACAAAUGUCCCAAUCGCCUCGCCUUCAAGAAACUGAUACGUAUGAAUAUGCCCCUAGACGAUGAGAUGAGAGUACAAUUUACCACCACACUAUUUGCAUUGAUACGUGAAAAUCUUAGUAUUAAAAUGAGAGCGGCGGAAGAAAUGGACCAAGCCGAUUCUGAACUUAGGGAUACUAUUACAAAUAUAUGGCCUUUGCAGGCCAAGAAAAUGCUGAAUCUACUGGUGCCACCCAAUGAUCAAUUGAAUAAGGGCAAAUUGACAGUGGGUAAAGUCUAUGCGGGACUGUUAAUAUACGAAGCAUAUCGCAUUAGACGUGAAGGAGGAGAGCCACAAGGAGGCAUGGGGAAGCAAUCAUUCUUUGAUUGUUUGCUCGAUAUGGCUGCCCUCGACAAAGGAGGAUCGCGUCAGGGUUCCAUCAGUUAUGAGCCAAAUGGUACUGAUGCUGCCAAUUCGCAAACGCAUUUAUUAGCAAAUAAUAAUGGUCACGCUAAUGGUGAUGCUGAACAUGGUAGUUUGGCAACACUGGCACGACGGAGUACUAUGAGAAAACGUUCCGUUAGAAACAAAAAGAUGUUGGAACUGCGGGAUGCACCAAGACAUCCAUCUCAGGAAUCAUUAACCGGUGCCGAUGCUGCUCAUUUACAUCCUGGACACGCUUAUCAAAACGGCCAUAGAAGAUCACCUAGUUUAAGAUCACCUAGUCCAAGUAGACGGCGUGGCCAUCCAUAUCAACAUCAUGAUAUUGGGUUUUCGGAUACUGUAUCUAAUGUUGUAGAGAUGGUCAAGGAAACCCGUCAUCCUCGAAGUUAUGGUCAUCAUACGCGUUAUCCAAGAGGUUCAUGGUCAGCAUCGACAAGUCCGGCCCGCUCGCCUUCACCUUCACGUUAUGGUGGCCAUUUACCGCGCACCAGACGCCCUGAACUGCCUUAUCCCACAUAUGGGACAACAAGUCUAUGUCAAAGAUCACGAUCACCAAGUCCUGCUAGACUACAGGAGAUGCGUGAAAGAGAUAGACUUGGCUAUGGGAUUGAUAUGGGUGGACCCCAUGGCCAACAUAGUUACCCAAAUUUAAACCAUCGUCGUGGUGGAGGUAGACGUCUACCACCGACACCAAGUAAACCAUCGACACUGCAGCUAAAGCCAACAAAUAUUAAUUUUCCAAAAUUAAAUGCAAGUCCAACACAUACACAUCAUUCAACACCUCAUAGUGUUCACUCGUUGCCACACCACCGCGAUCUGUUGCGGGACCCUAGAGAUCUGUAUUAUAGUAGUAGAGAACGUGAGCGUGAUCGCGCUCGUUAUAGGGACCGCUUACUCGACGAUCCACGAUAUGAAUAUCGGGAUCGAGAGCGUGAGUUAUAUGAACGAGAACGAGAUCGUGAGUUGGAGUAUGAAAGAGAAAGACUGGAAUACGUAGCACCCUUGUCCUUUGAACAAGCGGUAGCUAUGGGCAGAACGGGGAGAGUUUUACCCUCACCCGUUAUGAAUGGCUAUAAGCCAAAGGGUGGCCUUCAUGCACGCCACUCCGAUUCAGACGAAGAGGAUUGGUGCUAGC